AUGAAAGUGAUAGAGCAGCUCAAGCGUCAUCUGAUGAGGGCACAACAAGUGAUGAAAAACCAAGCUGAUAACAAACGAAAAGAUGGAAUUUUCAACGUAGGAGACAUAGUUUUGGUCAAGCUGCAACCUUAUUGGCAACAUUCUGUUGACUUAAGGAAGAAUAAGAAAUUAUCAACGAGGCAGUUUGGACCAUUAACAGUCAUUGAAAAGAUAGGAAAUCUGGCCUAUAAGCUAAAGUUACUUGCAACUACCAAGAUACAUCCAGUAUUUCACAUAUCUCAGUUGAAGGAAUUUAAGAGCAGUAACGAAGAGCCUUAUUUUCGUUUACCUCUCACAACAUCUGAGACAGGGAAAUUUGUGACAACUAUCCAGCUUUCAACCUUUGAGGACAAGGUUGAGUUUAAAGAGGGGGGUAUUUUUAUGAAAGAAAUGACUAAGGAGAAUGAUGACUCUGCAAAGUUGGCUACAAGUAGUGGAGAGUGA
This is a messenger RNA of Trifolium pratense (red clover), 483 nucleotides long. RefSeq lists its product as uncharacterized. Bases 1 to 483 code for a protein of 160 amino acids. The transcript has 2 exons. Lineage: Eukaryota; Viridiplantae; Streptophyta; Magnoliopsida; Fabales; Fabaceae. The record is from RefSeq and is a predicted model, not a curated record.